AUGCCAGUUCGCCCAUCAGUCUUCAUCGCAGGGGAGGAUACACCUUACACCACGAUUUUGAAUCAGAAGAGAGAUUUCAAGAAAUGGCAGAUCUUUGAAAAUAGUUUUGUACCGUCUGCUAGAACUUGCAGAAUUCCCAACAGCCCAGCGUCUCUAAGUCUUCUCAAGCAUUCAACUCGUUCCUUUCUGAAGAAAGAAGAAUUGUGUGGGGGGGGGCUAUCGAACAGCUGGAAAAAGCCAAAGCCCGCUUACGAAAAAUGGAAAUGGAAGCAUAUCAGUUUCGGUCCAAUGGAUAUUGCUCUCGGGCGAGAAGUGAAGGAAUCUAUUGCAAACUUUUUCGGUGCCGCUGCAUCUGGGGUGGGUGAAAGAUGGGUGGGCACGGUUAACCAUUUGGUUGUUGGCAACUGGCAGGACUUUUUUGAUGCGCUGUCGGUUUUGGAUUGGUGCAUGAUGGAGUCGAUCUGGACGGAAAAUCACGUCCCGAGCGUCUCGCAUUUCAUUCUCGCUUUCUACUUUGCGUUUGCAUUCGUUGCCGCUAGGUUCAUUCUCGACAGAUUCAUCUUCCGUAGUCUAUCAACAUGGAUGUUGAGGAGAGGUACCUCUCAGCCGAAACUAAACAAUGAAACUAAAGCAAAAAUAGUGAAAUGUUCAGAGUCUCUGUGGAAACUUACAUACUAUGCUACUAUAGAGUUUUGCACUGUGGCAGCUAUCUACAAUGAACCAUGGUUCACAAAUGUAAAGGAGUAUUUUACCGGCUGGCCUAAUCAAGAAUUGAAGCUUUCGGUGCAACUUGUUUACAUGUGCGAAUGUGGGUUUUACACAUAUAGCAUCGCGGCUCUUCUCGCUUGGGAAACUCGACGAAAGGAUUUCUCAGUUAUGAUGUCUCAUCAUGUUAUCACAGUCUUGUUAAUUGCUUUUUCGUACAUUACAGGGUUCUUUCGAGUAGGAACAGUUAUCCUUGCACUGCAUGAUGCUAGCGAUGUAUUCCUCGAAGGAGCUAAAGUUUUCAAAUACUCAGGAAAAGAGCUUAGUGCUAGCCUGUGUUUUGGUUUGUUUGCCUUGUCAUGGGUUGUAUUAAGGCUCGUAUUUUUCCCAUUUUGGGUCAUAAGGUCCACGAGCUACUAUUUAUGUGAUGUGUUGGACCUGUCUCAGCCUUAUUCUACGGCAUUGUACUAUUUCUUCAAUACAAUGUUGUUGACCUUGCUUGUUUUUCACAUUUACUGGUGGAUUCUCAUAUACUCCAUGAUCAUGAGACAGCUCAAAAACAGAGGAAAAGUCGGGGAAGAUAUACGAUCAGAUUCUGAAGAUGAUGACUAGUUGGACACCAUGCACUUUCGGAAGUGUUUUCAACUUCUUCAAACUCACUGUAGAUUCUUUUACGUCAAUUAUCUGCUUGCUCGUGCUCUGACAGCUGAAAUUCUACAUGUUUUGUUUUUUAAAAAAAAAUUAUCAUAUUUUGAUGUACUAGGAUAAAAUAGGUGUUUCUAGCGAUAUUUGCAAAUAUUUUUUGCUGAUUGUGUAGAAUUUUCUGGCUAUUUAGCAUUAGCAUUUGUCGACAAAGUAAUAGCAUACAUAUCUUUGGUUGAAGUUUAUGUAUGUGAAAAGUGUAAUCAGAGGUCCAACAUUCUUUUUAAACGAUAAAUAUUACAUAACUAAUUAAAAUCA
Molecule: messenger RNA, 1665 nt
Organism: Striga asiatica
Lineage: Eukaryota; Viridiplantae; Streptophyta; Magnoliopsida; Lamiales; Orobanchaceae
Source: the annotation of a GenBank genome assembly